Gadus macrocephalus (Pacific cod) is the source of this 5148-nucleotide messenger RNA. RefSeq names its product neuronal growth regulator 1 (gene negr1). The record is from RefSeq and is a predicted model, not a curated record. Gene Ontology annotation, cellular component: neuron projection. NCBI's taxonomy places the organism in Eukaryota, Metazoa, Chordata, Actinopteri, Gadiformes, Gadidae. Bases 435 to 1469 code for a protein of 344 amino acids. The transcript has 8 exons.
CAAAUGAACGCCAUUAAUUUCUCAUAGGUCGCGUAUGUUGUAUCAUCAUUACCUACAGCCGCUCAAACGGCUUCAUCAGAAACCACUGGGAACGGGUUGCCCGGGAAACGGCCGCAUGGCAACAGGAUCAGCGCCUGGGGGUUGUCUGCUUCUAGGUCUGCUCCCAUUUUACACAGCGUCUCCUCCUCACUAGAUGGUGUGCGCGCCACUGGAGAGCAGUCUGCACUUCCCCUCGCUCCGUGGGCUGACGUAGGAACCAAACAAACCCGGGAAACUAUAGCAGCACCGCCGCCACCACCACCACCACCAACCCAUCGUUUUUCUUACGGAGUAAAAACAAGAUAAAAAAAACAACAGAUUUGACGACCAGGGUUUUGCGUGCAGGUUUUUAUUGAGAACAACACUUGGGGAGACUUGGGUGCAGCAGUUCUGUGAUGGACAUCAUGUUGGCGGUGCAGGAUGCGUGCGUCUCCGGUCAGUGGCUCACCGCGAUCCUGCUCAGUGUGUGCUGCUUUCUCCCUUCAUGCUUGCCCGCUGGACAAACGGUGGACUAUUCCUCGGUGGAAAGUGUGGUGAGCAGACAAGGCGACACGGCGAUAUUGAGGUGCUACCUGUUGGACGGCAUCUCCAAAGGGGCCUGGCUGAACCGCUCCAGCAUCAUCUUCGCGGGCAGCGACAAGUGGUCGGUGGACCCGCGCGUCUCCAUCGUGUCGAGCGUGGCGGACAAACACGAGUACAGCCUGCAGAUACAGAAGGUGGACGUGACGGACGACGGCCAGUACACCUGCUCCAUCCAGAGCGAGCGCAACCUGCGGCCAAAGCACCUCAACCUCGUCGUCAAAGUUCCUCCCAAGAUAUACGACAUCUCGGCUGAUAUAACCGUGAACGAGGGCAGCAACGUGUCGCUCAUCUGCACCGCCAGUGGGAAACCCGAGCCCUCCAUUUCCUGGAGACACAUAACCCCAUCAGCUAAGAAGUACGACAGCAGUGAAUAUCUCAACAUCACCGGCAUCACCAGGGACCAGUCUGGGGACUACGAGUGCAGUGCGCUGAACGACAUCGCCUUCCCGGACACCAAGACCGUCAGAGUCACAGUUAACUUCGCUCCGUCCAUCCACGAGAUGAAGAGCCACGGGGUGGGCCUGGGCCGGACCGCCCUGCUGAGGUGUGAGGCCGCCGCCGUGCCCGUGCCCAUCUUCGAGUGGUACAAGGGGGAGAAACGAAGCAUCACCCGCAUCAUGCUCAUGUCGGUAUCCGAGGAAGAGGAGAGUGUGCACUCGGCGUACUCCCUCUUCCCGCGGAGAUUAACGUCUACCACAGUGGUCAUCAUUUCACAGCCAGUGCUUCUCUUGUCUCCCUGCCCACAGCACCCAACCACGGCACCCUAUGGGAGCACAGGAAGCGCCCAGGUUCCGCUGGCCUGCUGGUCCCUGAUCCUGGCUCUCUCCACCUUCAUCAGCGCGUACUAGCGGAGCCCCCCCCCCCCCCCCCCCCCCCCCCCCCCCCCCCCCCCCCCCCGAGUGUAUGGCCGGCCCCCAAACACAAUGACUGUAAAGAAUCCCUUUGAAAGCAUUUAUGGAAAAAUACCUAAUUCUUUUGGACCUUGGCUGAUGGCUGAAGUCCAAUCUGGUACAUUUUGUUGGAAACAAGUGUUGGGAUACAUAAUCAGCAUUACUUUGUUUCAGGAAAAUUAAUGUUUUGGUUUUUCUUUUUUCUCGUGACUUUAGUUUCACUGUGUAAAUACAAUGGUGUAUUGAUUUUGGAUUUUUUUUUCAUUGGGUUUUAUAUUCUGAUUGUUACUUUGAGUACUUUGUGAAUCAGUGCUCAUUUAACCCCCUCCCUCCCUUUCCUCAAAUCAGUUUAUUUAAUUCUGCAUCCUCCCCCCCUCUCUCUCUCUCUGUCUCUCUCGCUCUCUCUUGCUCUUGCUCUCGUUCUCUCUCUCUCACUAUUCCCCCUUUAUCUCUGUCUCACUCUAUCUUUACCCUCAACCCACGUACACACUAUAUCUAUUUGUAUUAAGUGAUGGCAACAAACAUACAUUUUCAUUUCGGUUUUUGUAAAUGGUAAAAAAAUGAAGUUAAUGUGCCAAGUUUCUUAGUACACACACAAUUAACCAUACCAAUAUUGUAUUAAGUAUUGAAUGUACAACGGAGUGUUCAGCAAAGAAAUGCCUAUAGUUAGAUACCUAUCAAUACAAAUUAUAAUUAUGCAGUGUGCUAAAAAUGAAAAAAAAAAGGAGGAGAAGUUAGUAUCGAAGGAUUCUUUUUUUGGGUUGUGAGUGUAUGUCCUUGAUUACUCACUUGAUGAAGGAAUAACUGCAACGAAUUCUUUGUAGUAUAAUAAAAAUGGAACUUUAUAGUACCGUGCCUGUUUUAAAAAUCACCAAUCAGGCAGCCGUCAUAGUAGCAAGUAUACUGUAAUAUAUGUUUAUAUUUUAAUAUGAAAUGGGCUUUUUGUUUGAAAUGGGGACCAGCUGUUCUGAUUUUAUCAAUCAAUAUGUGAUGAUGAUGAUAAUGAUGAUGAUGAUAAAGAGGAAACACAGCUCACUACUGCAACUCGAUUUACAUACUUUUCUUUUCUCACAAGUGAACUAUUAUAAACGUCCAUCUUGUUUUUAGUGGGUCCAUCUUGGUGAAUGUCACUGUAUUUAUGCUAUUGUGGCUUAGAGGAAAGUAGAGGACAAUUGUUUUAUACCAUGAAAAAAAUAACAAAGAGAAAAAAAGGUGUUCUCCAAACUGACCCCACAUGAAAUGUAUUUAAGAAUCUUUUUCGAAAACCUGCCAGUUUCGACUGGGUGUUUUGUUUGGGACAUGAACACAUCUACCGGGUGGGGCCUGAAACUCUGGCUCAGGAGUCUGAUGGGCGGGGCAUCCCAGGGGCUGUCUCCAGCCAUGCGUGUUGCUUAGCGACACUUGUGUCUGUUAGUGACGCCCACUUUUCCAACCGACUGUGUCGACCUAGAAGUCCAAAACGUGUUUAACGCACGAUUUUGUUCAAUCUGUUUCAUUCAACGUAUCCAAUUCUGUAUUGCCAACUGUAUCGCUAAGUGUCACUUUAAAAAGUUCAAGUUCAAAAAAAACAAUUCCUACCCAUAAAAACAUCUUCAAAUCAGCAAGUGGUGCAUCCCCGUGGGCCCGGUCGAUGAGUGGUCCACUACAGAACAGAAAUACCCCCCCCCCCAAAAGAAUUCUCCUUGUUCUGAGAGUAGGAUUUGUACGGACGUGGAGACUGGGAGUUGUGCAGCCUGAAAGCUUGAACCCACUCUCGGACUCGCCACCCAGCCAUAACAGGAGUUGAAUGCACCAUUGUGUUUUAUAGUCAUUACAUACCGCUGUAUGAAUAGAUGGCCGAGUCCCAACGACCCCUGCGCUAAUUAGGAUCAAGUGUGUGGUCUUUUGACCAAUCAAAACCAUGGCUUUUCAAACAUAUCGGGGGGGGGGGGGGGGGGGGGGGAAGGGGGUCAGGGUGGUGGAAGCUGAGUGUCAGUGUGUACAGGAUUAGCUUUUUAAAAAAAAACACUACAAAAUAAACAUCAUACUCAUCCAUGUGUAUCUUUAAUCUGCGAUACGAGAAGAUACUAUAUUGCCUUAAUAGAACCAUAAACAUAAAAUGAACCUCCACUGCCAGAAGGAUAUUUGUGUUUUUUAAAAGAACAACCUUUCUCGAGUGGAGCUCAACAACAACAACACACACACACACACACACACACACACACACACAACAACACACACACAUAAACGCGUCUCAUUCAUUGAAUGACAUUGAGUAUUUCAAUUGAACAAAAAAACAACUAUAUCAGCUCCCUUAUCUUCCAGUUCCCGGUAUCGCAUUGAAUAUGUAGUACCGUGAAUUGACAUAAUAGGCAAACAGGUAUUUACAAAUAAGCCAGAUGAAGAUGCUGUAUAUAACCUCCAUGGGGACGUUUAAACUUCUCAAAGGUUGGAGCUUUUUAUUUCUUCCUUUAGGUCAUGUCGACAUGUAUCACCUUCCAGUCAAGGGAUUUAGAGUCAUGGAAAGUGACUGACAUUCAAACAAGAUCACAACCUUGUUACUGCAAACCCAUAGAAGUAUAGCCAUCGCAGUGGAACUCUGAAAGCACAAAAAUCUCUCUUAAUUUUGAAGUUAUGUGGUGGUGAAUUAAAAAGGUCUGUUGAGCGAUUAUAAUUUUUUUUAUUUGCCUUUUGUAUUUAUUUUUUUUGUAUGGGAAUUGCUGAUCAGCUUGUUUUUGUUUAGUUUCUUUAUCGAAUGAUCAAAAAUAUUGCAGCGUAUGGUCUUGUUUAGAUGUUAAGGUGUAUUAAAAAUGGGUCAGACGUGUAUUUAUUCUCUUCCUUUGUGAAAACAAUGUAAAGGAAAACACACCUGCAACGUGUAACACUGAAUAUAUAUAAAUAUAUAUCAUUUAUUUUAAUGAGGCACAGUACAGGCAUACUUUACAAUGUUGUCGGGGUCAUUUAGAUGCCAUAAAUGUCAUUAUAAUUAUUAUGAUUUUGUUUGAUAUCUUUUGCAACUGAAUAGAUCAAAAAGAACAAUGUUUGCAAUCUAACUAUCUACUUUUUGAAGCAGAGACGGUGUGAGCCGAUAUAACAGUAUUAUAGAACAGAUGUGUGUGUAUAUUUGGAGAAAAAAAAAGAAGAUUAGGGUACCUUUUGAUCCGUAGAGAUCCGGUGUGUGUUGUAUUUGUUUCUUUCCCCACACACUCGCGUGUUUGACAAUGUGCAGAGAGUAUGGUCGUGCUGCAUGUCAAAAAAAAAGUUAACCUGUGUUUUUAAGAUGGCCAUUUUACAAAUAAUCGACACUUUUAUGAAUGGAACCAGUUGUCACUAUUUGUAUUUAAUUUUACUUUGGGUUCUAGAGCUUAGAUUCAUAUUUCCUCCUACAGCUCACCAUUACUCUGUAUUUUGGUCUGAAUCGACUUAACAAUGAAGGGAACACAAAAUCCGCUCAUGUUGGGAGUCAUGAUGGUUCUUUUCUGUGGCACAUUUUGGUGACAGCAUGGCGCGUGAUGUUGGUUGCUUGUCAAAAGAGGUUGAGGCCAUGCUAGUAUUCCGUAUGAAAUGUACAGGAUGUUCAUUACUUUGAAUAAUGGUAUUAACAAGUCCCUUUUAUCGAAUCACUAUUAUUUGCAAUAAAAGUAUUCAUGUUAUAAUA